Molecule: messenger RNA, 1019 nt
Organism: Magallana angulata
Lineage: Eukaryota; Metazoa; Mollusca; Bivalvia; Ostreida; Ostreidae
Exons: 3
Coding region: 82-615 (177 amino acids)
Source: RefSeq, a predicted model, not a curated record
AAAUGACAUAUUGCUGACGAAUAAAAACAACAAACAUGUCUUUCCGUUCAGUGCGUUGGCUAUAAUUUUUUCUGUCUCAAGAUGGCGGAUAUUAACAAAUCUGAUCUGUUUGUUCGUCUGUACCUUAUCCUGGAACUUAGUGGCUUUCUCCUCCAUUUAGUCGGGUUCUGUACGCCCUACUGGCGAUCGCUGCAUUUCAAAUACACAGAGGAUGUCAUUCAAGACAUCGAUAUUGUGAUCCAGGGGUUUGACGAGGGGAUAUGGCGGAGAUGUGUCAAUGGAAUUUGUUCCGAGAUCAACGUAGUUGGAAGAGACUGGUUGCAGGUGGUGAGGGUGUUUGAGAUUGUCGCCUUUGGUUCCUCUCUGUUUGCCACCUUUCUCAUCGUCAUCCAUUUGGUGUGUCAGAAGAUUUCCCAUACCAGGAGGGUCUACUUUGUCUCAAUCGUAUCAUGCUUUGUGACAGCUGCAAGCAUUUUGUUGUCUACCAUUGUAUAUGGAGCAUCUGUCAGAGAAGGGAUCACGUGGUCCUAUGGCUGUGUGGUGAUUGGAGGAAUUUUUUACACAGCAUCUGGAACAUUGAUGCUGUUCACAUACUUUCUGACUCGUCCAAAAUAAUGAACUUCUCAAAGUUAGGAACAGGUGCUUUUAUAAUUAAAUAGCAAUUAAGUGCUCAAAAAUGUUCUUACAUUUCAAAUUAGGCUUUUUUGUGGGUCAACAAGAUCGAGAGAGAGAGAGAGAGAGAGAGAGAGAGAGAGAGAGAGAGAGAGAGAGAGAGAGAGAGAGAGAGAAUAUUUGAUGUUUAUUUUUUUUUCAAUAAAAUACAUAUGAAGGUUAUAACUGUUCGACGUUUUAUCACAACGCAUUCACACGAAUAUGACAUUGUCCUACAACAUUGUAGAUUUAAAACAUACUGUCAUAUAAAAUGCACAUAACUUAUCAUAAACAUUCCCAGAAACGAUUAGGAUUUACUUACAUUCUGUUAAUAAAGAGUGGCUAUCAAUGACAAGCCACGAAUUACA